Molecule: messenger RNA, 489 nt
Organism: Solanum tuberosum (potato)
Lineage: Eukaryota; Viridiplantae; Streptophyta; Magnoliopsida; Solanales; Solanaceae
Product: gibberellin-regulated protein 11-like
Exons: 3
Coding region: 53-361 (102 amino acids)
Source: RefSeq, a predicted model, not a curated record
UCUGCUUUCUCCGUCAUAUAUACACCAUUUUGCCUUUUUUGUUUCUGAAAGAAUGUCAUUCCAAAAGGCAUUUGCUGCUAUGCUUAUUGCAUCCUUUCUGCUCGUCCAUUUCGCUUAUGCCCAAAAGGUUGACUACAGCAAGCCACCAGCAUCAGCCCCUCAAGGUCCACAGCCACUAGAUUGCAUAGGAGCUUGUAAAUAUCGGUGCAGUGAGUCGUCUAGGCAAAAUCUAUGCAACAGAGCAUGUGGAAGCUGCUGCCAGAGAUGUCACUGCGUGCCACCAGGGACUUCUGGAAAUUAUGAAGCAUGCCCUUGCUAUUUCAAUCUUUUGACUCAUAACACCACCCGCAAAUGUCCUUAAUACAUCCCUUUUUAAAUUUGUUCUCCAAACGGAGUCAGUUCCCAAUAAUUUUGUUCAUUUUGAAAUUCAAUUCAUUGCUCCUUCUGUACGAAGCUUGUGAUGCAAUAAAAGAUGAUUUUUUCUAGCAA